This is a messenger RNA of Trachemys scripta elegans, 2662 nucleotides long. RefSeq names its product solute carrier family 15 member 2 (gene SLC15A2). Gene Ontology annotation, molecular function: dipeptide transmembrane transporter activity. Gene Ontology annotation, cellular component: membrane. NCBI's taxonomy places the organism in Eukaryota, Metazoa, Chordata, Testudines, Emydidae. The record is from RefSeq and is a predicted model, not a curated record. Gene Ontology annotation, biological process: transmembrane transport; oligopeptide transport.
CAGGAUCGCUCAGCAAGAUUAAUUUUCAGCAACGCAGGGCUGGGAUCACACAGAGCACAGGAAAUUGCAAACAUGGCAAGGGAGAAAGGUACAAAGGAAACAGCAAAGAAAAACCAAACUGGAGAUGAUCCCCCCAAAGGAGGUUUCUCGUCUCAGAAAAAAUCCCCGAAACUAUGUGGCACCAACUACCCGCUCAGCAUUGCCUUCAUCGUGGUGAACGAGUUCUGCGAGCGCUUCUCCUACUAUGGCAUGAAAGCCGUGCUGACUUUGUAUUUUCUCAAUUUCCUCCACUGGGAUGAGAACUUAUCCACCACCAUGUACCAUGCCUUUUCAGGCCUGUGUUAUUUCACACCUGUCAUCGGAGCUCUCAUCGCCGACACAUGGCUGGGAAAAUUCAAGACGAUUAUCUACCUCUCCAUUGUCUAUGUGAUUGGCCACGUGAUAAAGUCUGUUGGUGCGAUACCAACUGUGGGAAACCAGGUUGUUCAUGUGGUUCUGUCCAUGCUUGGCCUGGCUUUGAUUGCCCUUGGAACGGGCGGUAUCAAACCCUGUGUGGCUGCCUUUGGUGGGGACCAGUUUGAAGAAGAACAUGCCCAAGAAAGGAGCAAAUUCUUUUCAGUCUUCUAUCUAGCUAUUAAUGCGGGAAGUUUGAUCUCUACAUUUGUUACUCCUGUAUUGAGAGGGGAUGUGAAAUGCUUCGGAGGAGAUUGCUAUGCCUUGGCUUUCGGUGUCCCAGCAGCACUCAUGGUUAUAGCCCUGGUUGUGUUUAUUGCUGGAAGUGGAAUGUACAAAAAAACUCCGCCGCGAGGGAACAUCUUACUCGAAGUUUGCCAGUGCAUUGCGUUUGCUAUUACAAACCGGCUGAAAAAUCACUCCAAACAGAUUCCAAAGAGGGAGCACUGGCUAGAUUGGGCAUCAGAAAAAUACUCAAAGCAACUGAUCAAUGAGAUUAAAAUGGUGACACGAGUUCUCUUCCUGUUUAUCCCACUGCCAAUGUUCUGGGCUCUCUUUGAUCAACAGGGAUCUAGAUGGACUCUGCAAGCUACUAAAAUGAAUGCAGACUUUGACCCAGCUGAGUAUUCAAAAUUAAUGCUGAAUGGAGCACAACAAAACCUUGGCUUUGAGCUGCAGUCCCAAGGAUCAGUGUCCACAUUUUACCACACCAUGCAGGAAAAGUCAGUAUACAGCUUAAUUGUCUACAAGUCAGAGGGAAACCUAUCAAGCCACUUAAUUGCAGACAUGGAAACAAAACCAGCCAAGGGGCUGACGGCUGUCAGGUUCAUUAAUGCUUUGGACCAAGAUGUCAACGUCACCAUUGGCAGAGAGCAGAUCAUCAGUAUUAAUAAGAACUACAGUGUUUCAGAUUACACAACGUUAGAGAGGGGAAAAUACAGUGUACAAUGCAAAACUGAAGCUAAGGAAGUCACCCUGGACCUAGGCCUGCUUGACUUUGGAGCAUCGUACACCAUUGUUAUAACUAACACUUCUGCAAACACUAUUGGAGCAUGGAAGACAGAAGAUAUCAUGGCCAACGAUGUCCAUAUUGCUUGGCAAUUGCCACAGUACCUGUUAAUAUCAGCCGGGGAAGUGAUGUUCUCCAUUACGGGGCUAGCAUUCUCUUAUUCUCAGGCUCCUGUCAGCAUGAAAUCAGUGCUCCAGGCAGGCUGGCUGCUCACCGUGGCCUUUGGAAAUGUCAUUGUGCUCAUCGUUGCCCAAGCAGCGCCGCUGGAGCAGUGGGCUGAGUUUGUCUUGUUCGCUUGCCUGCUCUUUGCCGUGUGCAUCAUUUUCUCCAUCAUGGGCUAUUUCUACAUUAGCGUGGAUCCCGAAGACCUGCCGGAAAAAGAAGAGGAGAAAGAGAUGCCCAGUAAUGGAAACGUGAUUAGCCUCGUUCCCCAGAAAACAAAGCUAUAACAUGACUGUCGGUUGGGCUGGUUGCUUUAACAGGAAGGAGGUUCAGGGGCAGGGACGGGGUUUUUUGCAUUCUGGCCUCUCGCUCGAAAUGUAUCUUUCUGCUAAAUUGAAAAAAUAUCCCCCUUUUCCCCAAACAAGGGGUCUGAAAAUUUGUAUAAAACUGCCCUGGAAAGCUCCCCUCGUAUUAAAGGCACUAUUACAAAUAAAUACAAUAUAAUUUUAAAUCUGCCCGCCCUUUAUAGCCAGGAAAUUAUUUUCUGUGACUUGGCUUUAAAUAUAUAUUUAGCAGCAGGGGGAAGCAUGUACACUGGACUCUGAGACAACACUGCUGAUUUAUGUAGGCAUUUGGAAGAACGGGAUGAAAUUUACUGAAGAGCAAUUUGAUGGAAUGAUUGGUAGGAGGUUUCCGUGUCAUCAGUAAGGUCGGGAAGUGUUACGUAUAAUCAUGGAAGAUUUCAUCAUGUGACUUCUUUCUGGGCAUUUUGCUCCCAUUGUUACAUAUUACAAGGGGUCUUGAUUUAUGGUUUCUACCUGCAGAUCCACAUGUAAUAAUGGGCAAUGAAAUGUUGCAGGACAAAAUAUCCCCCAGAAACUACCCGCAGCAUGGAGCCAGUCAGUUUCACCUCUGCCAGCUGCCUGACGCUAAGAGAAGGAUUCUGCUCCCAGAAUCCUCUUUCGCAGGUCAGUCACGUCAAGUCAUGUUCUCACACCUUUCAUUCAGUAUGGCCCCACCGAUUUGGCACCAUUCCAA